Molecule: messenger RNA, 2547 nt
Organism: Salvia splendens (bonfire salvia)
Lineage: Eukaryota; Viridiplantae; Streptophyta; Magnoliopsida; Lamiales; Lamiaceae
Exons: 2
Coding region: 1-2547 (848 amino acids)
Source: RefSeq, a predicted model, not a curated record
AUGCACACGCGUUCUAAAGGUUUGCCUCUAGAACCUUUCGACUCUGAGAUCGAAGCAUCGAACCGGAAGAGGAACGCAUAUAGGAGGCUCACGCAGAAAAUUCAAGCUUCUUCGCCUACACGCGCAGGGGCAUCUUCAUAUCAGAGGGAUCUUUCACCUAUCCGGUCACCAGUACAGGAUCAUAUUCAGUUUAAUCUCGUUUCUCCUAGUCUGAUGGAGAACGAAGAGGGUAACAACGUUCCACCACCUCCGCCCACUAAUGCCGAGCUUCUACGGCAGCUAGAGGAGCUGCGUCAACAAGUCAAUCAUAGACAAGCUGUGGUGCCUGUUCAGAAUCAGUAUGCAUACCAAGGCCAGGCAAAUCCAACUGUCCAUAGCAACAUCGCAGCCAACACCUUUGAGCUGAAAAGAGGACUUAUUCAGAUGGCAGAGAAUAUUGCUUUUAGGGGCAAAUCCACAGAUGAUCCGAACAAACACAUCACCAAGUUCAUUCAGAUCUGCAACACUACGAAGUUGAAUGGAGUGACAGAUGAUCAGAUUCGACUUAGGCUGUUUCCCUUUUCCUUAGAGGAUUCAGCAAAGGAUUGGUUGGAUAGCUUGGAGUCGGGCUCAAUCAGAACAUGGGAUGUUAUGGUAGAGAAGUUUUUAGAAAAGUUUUAUCCCCCCAGUGAGGCGAUUAAGAGGCAACAUGAGAUCAUUGCCUUUCAGAUGAACCCUGCGGAGAAUAUCAGAGAAGCAUGGGCGAGAUUCAAAGCCUUGAUGAAGCGAUGUCCCAACCAUGGGUUAACCCCGACAGUUCAAGUCAUUACAUUUUUUAAAGGAUGCGUGCCUAAAGCACAACGGGAGUUGAACUUGAGCUCAGGCGGUAAUUUUCUCAAGAAAGGAGUGAAUGAAGCCAUGGAAGUGAUUGAGGAGCUCGCAUCUAAUGACGAAGGAUGGAGCAACGAAAGGAGUAAGGUGCAUAGAGUGGCUUCUACUACAGAUCAUAAUCCUAUGAGUGCCCUAUCCGACAAGUUGGAUGUGUUGACCAUGAAAUUUGAUUGCAUGAUAAUGGGGAAACCUUCUCAAGAGCCCCAAGGAAGUAUGGAGGAUGUGAACUAUGUGAAUCAAGGGGGCAACAACAGGUACUACAAUAAUCCACGCCCCAACUUUCAUGGUGGAGGAUAUAAUCAGUAUGGGAACACGGGGCAUCCCAAUCUCUCUUAUGAGAACCCCAAUAAUGCUCUGCAACCACCCCCAGGGUUCACAGUUACUGAUGGAGUGGUUAAUGAUCCGAAGAAGAUGACCACAGAAGACAUACUCAAGUCUUUCAUGCUACAGUCCAACAAGCUCAUGAAGCAGAACAAUCAAAGGAUGGAGAAAGUUGAGAAAGAUGUGCAAAGUAUAGUCACCCAUCUGAAGUUCGUAGACACACAGCUGAGCCAGAUUGCUCAGGCUGUGAGUAUGAACCACAAGCCUGGGCAGUUCCCAGGCCAGCCAAAUGAGAAUUCGAAAGGAUGUAUGACCAUCCAUCUGAGGAAUGGCAAGAUGUAUGAAGGCCCAUCUCUGUCUGAGACCACGAAGGACGCUAUUCUUGAGCCUAAGGCUGCCGUGGCAGAGAAACUGAAGGGCAAGAUAACUGAACAAAGAGACAUUGGAGGCACUUCUGGAGUGAAGGUGCCCUUACCUGAAGCACUGAAGCAGAAGACAAAGAAGGAUGAGCAGUUUGCUCGAUUCCUAGAUAUAUUCAGGAAGGUGCACGUGAACAUCCCACUGAUUGAGGCACUACAGCAGAUGCCGAAGUAUGGGAAGUUUCUGAAGGAGGUGAUAGCCCAGAAGACCAGUUGGGGGCAGGUAGACACUAUUAAUCUAACUGAAAAUUGCAGUGCUCUGCUGCAAAGGAAACUGCCGGCCAAGCUGAAGGAUCCUGGAAGUUUCACUGUCGACUGCCUCAUUGGGGGCUAUAAGGUGGAGAAUGCUCUCUGCGAUCUAGGCGCGAGCAUUAAUCUAAUGCCACUAUCGGUGUUCAAGCAAAUGAACAUUGGUACUUUGAAGCCCACCUCAGCCACACUACAGAUGGCAGACAGAUCUGUCCUGUAUCCAAAGGGCAUCGUGGAAGACCUACUGAUUAAGGUCGGGGAAUUUAUUUUUCCCAUCGACUUUAUGGUCUUGGACAUGGAAGAAGACAAGGGAGUCCCCCUACUGCUAGGACGUCCCUUCCUUGCCACUGCUGAGGCAAAUAUAAACAUGAAAAAGGGAGAGUUGACAAUCUUCAUGGGAGAAGAAAGUCAAACGUUUUCCCAUAAACCGAGAAGCAUGGAUGGAAGAACUGAGGACUGCAAGGUGGUGCGUCUGAAGCACCAAGUGACUACUGAAGAAGGAGGAUCGAGUGCAGUCAGAAAAGUGAAACAGAAGGACUUUUAUGAGCUUCACAUGGAGAUGAUGGCUUCCACUGACUCGGAGCCAAUAACAUGGAUCGAUGCAGACCAUAGUCGCCCUUCACCGGUGCACGCGGUGAUCAUUAUUGAACCCCCUAGGAUGGGGGGAGCCUAUCCCGAGAGAGCCUGA